AUGGUAACCAGGGGUGUCUUUGCAGCGAGAGGGUGCCCUUAUGGAUGGGUGCCUUAUGCUGAGUCUUGCUACUUGGGUCUGGAUGGAUCCAUGGAGGGCAACUGGAUCACUGCCGUGAUGCAGUGUGAUCGUAACAACGCAUCUAUAAUGCUCCCAAGCUCAGAUUGGGAGAAUAAAUUCAUAUUUACUUCAUUUCAGCUCAAUGGAAACCAAUUAGACGGCGUUUGGAUCAAUUGUAAUGAUGCUGAAGUUGAAGGUGAAUGGAAUUGCAACGAGGAUGGUAAAGAUCCGACUGAAUAUCGGAAGUGGGAGCCAGACCAACCAGAUAGUGAGGGGUGGCAUCAUGAUCAGGAUUCUGGCUUCAUGAUAACCCGUGAUUUCAAGAGUAACCCAGGUAUACUUGGUUAUUGGGGUGAAAGUGAGCCAAGAGCUGCGAUGUUCAUCGUCUGUGAGCGUCGCCGUCAAGAUAGAUGUGGGUAA
Molecule: messenger RNA, 480 nt
Organism: Asterias rubens (European starfish)
Lineage: Eukaryota; Metazoa; Echinodermata; Asteroidea; Forcipulatida; Asteriidae
Product: asialoglycoprotein receptor 1-like
Exons: 1
Coding region: 1-480 (159 amino acids)
Source: RefSeq, a predicted model, not a curated record